AUGGAGCUGUGCAGCAUGAACGAUGGUGGAUCCUCAUGUCAGGUGGAGCAGCUGGCCAACGGGCGCAACCAGAGUUCCUGUCGGAUCCAGGCCAAAGACCUCUGCCCUUGGUCGGGCAACGGCACUGCAGCCACCAAUACCAUCAGGCGCAGAGCCAACGGAACCACUCCCAACCGCUGUAAGAGCAUGGAGUUGACGGCCAGGCGGCAGGUGAAGGUGGUGCCCAUGGCCAAAGUGCUGGUGACUGGGGGGGCCGGAUACUUCGGAUUCAGGUUGGGUUGUGCUCUGGCCAGCCAAGGGCUCUCUGUUAUUCUGCUGGACCUGGUCAAACCGCAUUGGGACACUCCCGACGGCACAGUGUUUCAUCAGGGUGACAUUCGGGAUUAUGAGUCCCUCUACAGGAUGUGUGAGGGGGUGGAUUGUGUGUUCCACACUGCCUCCUAUGGGAUUUCUGGCCCAGACCAGCUGAAGAAAGAGAAGGUGGAAUCUAUCAAUGUUGGCGGGACAGGUAACGUCAUUAAGGCAUGUUUAGAGCGGGAGGUCCCUAACCUGGUGUACACUAGCACCGUUAAUGUGGUGUUCGCUGGCCGACCCAUUGAGGACGGGGAUGAAGAUACGGUGCCCUGUGUGCCUCUGGACAUGCACAUCGACCACUACUCUCGGACCAAGGCCAUCGCCGAGCGUAAGGUGCUCAAAGCCAAUGGCCACACUCUGAGAGGGGGUGGUUUCCUUCACACCUGUGUCCUGCGUCCCUCCGGCAUCUAUGGGCCAGAGGAGAGACGACACCUCCACAGAGUAAUGGUGAACGUAGGGAGGAGAUUGUUUAGUUUUAGCUUUGGUGACCACGAUGCCAAGCUGAACUGGGUCCAUGUGGAUAACCUGGUGAUGGCACAUAUCCUGGCCGCUGAUGCUCUGAGCAUGAGGAAGGACUGUGUGGCGAGCGGACAGGUCUACUUCAUCAAUGACGGAGAGGCGGUAAACCUGUUUGAAUGGCUGACCCCACUGUUUGAGAAGCUGGGCUACAGACGACCGUUGAUACACCUCCCUUUCUUCCUGGUCUACUUUGCAGCUGUUCUGAUGGAGUGCUUGCAUGUAGCCCUGGCACCUGUUGUGGAGAUUCCCCUGCUGUUCACCAGGAAUGAGGUGCGAAACAUUGCAGUGAGCCACACGUUUAAGAUCGAGAAAGCACGCCGGGACUUGGGAUUCUCGCCACACAAGUAUGACCUGGUCGACUCGGUGGACCAGUACCUGAAGACCCGCCCACUGCAGCCCUACACGCUGUGGUCCCGCCCCCAGUCUCUGGCCCCGCCCUGGGCCCUAGUCUUGCUGAUGAUGCUGGUCAGCAUGGCUGCACUGCUCUGCUGCUCCUGUUUACUGAGUGCAGACACACUACCCUAACAGUAAACGCACUACACUAACACAAAACAGACACUGUGCUAACAGCCAACAGACACAACACUAACACACACACACACAUACACACGCACAUGCUAGGGUAGGUCACACACAUUACUCAUACACUCAAACUACAAUAGUACACUAGUACAAUUCACUAGUACAGUAAAUAUACAUAGCCUACAUAUACACACUCAGACUACACUAAAAGCAAAACAACUAUUUUCGUAUUUGUCAUAAUAUUGUGACAACCAAAGAGAAAUGUGUCACA
Conger conger (European conger) is the source of this 1666-nucleotide messenger RNA. It is a transcript of the gene sdr42e2, whose product is annotated as short chain dehydrogenase/reductase family 42E, member 2. Gene Ontology annotation, biological process: steroid biosynthetic process. Gene Ontology annotation, molecular function: 3-beta-hydroxy-Delta5-steroid dehydrogenase (NAD+) activity. The transcript has 11 exons. The record is from RefSeq and is a predicted model, not a curated record. The coding region runs from base 1 to 1398 and encodes 465 amino acids. Lineage: Eukaryota; Metazoa; Chordata; Actinopteri; Anguilliformes; Congridae.